UCUUGCUCUUUGAAAACCUAUGUUCUACAUGAUAGGCUGCAGAUAAUGGAUGGAUGCAUGGUUCCAACAUAACAUCAUGCACAUUCAAAACGAUUUGAAGUGGAUGAUGUCACUUUGGGAUUUCCUGUUAUGGUUAAAUGUGUGGGUGUGCAGGUGAAAGGGUUCAGGAGGUGAGGGUAAAGUAACAUAACUCAGUUUACUGAGAUUACAGUGAUGUGUGUACCGGGUAUAUUUAGCAGGCUAACAGUCAGACUUCACAGUGUGGUCGUCUUGCUGAGCUGGCCAGGUGCCACUCAGCCCAGUGCUGGUGUCACUGUGGGAUCAGUGCAGAGAAAAUCCACUGAGGUUUCAACAAAGCUGCUGUCAGUUAGAGCUGCAGUGAUGGCUCAGUUAAUGCAUCAGCAGCCCUGAUACUGCAGGACUUAAAGAGGCACUGCGGAAAACAGUCAAAUAAUAUUAACACUACUUCAAAGAAUAAAAACAUAAUUUUUAAGCCUCAUAUCCAGUACUUAGUUAGUUAUCUUAUUGUUCAUCUAACAGUGAUAAGAGACAAAAUACUAAUUAACAGAUAUGAUUAAUAACCAGGUUAAUUUCUCCAGCAGUUUGUAUUUACACAGUUGUAGUUCAAACAAUAACGGGCAGUUGUAGUAAAUUAAGAUACCACACUUAAAUACUAACACAAUUAGACAACAAAAAAGAUUUUAAAAAACAGACAUUAGUCCUCAACCAAACACCAUAGCAGGCUACCAAACAAGUGUAGUCGCAGUUUGUCCAAUUAAAAAUGUUACUUCAAGUAGAAAAUGUGUUUGUAUUACUUAUUAGCAAAGAACAUUUAGAUUGACAGUUCCUUCAAAUAAAUUUAAAUUAAUGUUUUAUUAAAUCAAAUGAAAAGUUUUCUGUGAUUUUACGUUUUACUGAUCAGUGUGUUUACAUUUUUGUACAUUUUUUGUUACAGCGUGUCAAGUCUAUAGCUUCAUACGUCAUCACGUUUCCCUCCUUGACCAAUGAGAUCCAAGGAGGGCGUUACGCGGUCUCGCCGGGUAAAAGAGAUUUGACAGUUGCAGGUCUGAAGCUCAGCCUCCACUUGACUCUUCUUCAGUGGGACGGAGACCAUGGCGGCGGCUGCUGCCUGUCCCCAGCACAGUGCUAUGAUAACGGGCAAAAAGACGCACGGUAACAGGGAAAACAGUCGGAGGAACCGGGAGAACUCUCGUCGGAGACAAGCAGCUCUUUUAUUUCUUAGUAACAUCUCCCUGGACGGACGGCCAGUGCAUAGUAAUUCAGUCGAGCAUGGAGGAAGCCACAAAGAGACCGACUUUGAGGGAGCGGACUCUGCGGCCGGGUUGUGCCCGGAGCUGGGUGGUCGUUAUGGUACAUUCUCCGGGUUGGCAACGGCGGUGAGCUGCGGGAACGUCAAUCCCUCCAUGGCACCAAGGACAGGACUCCUGAACAUACCGCCUAUCCUCGUCCUGCCGUCGGACACGGGGUUCAACGAUGUGGGGAGCGCGGAGGUGCUGCUGCAGUGCCGCAGAGGCUCGUUCCCUUCGCCGGGGAACCUGCUCUCCGCGUCCCCGUCCAACGUCAGCCUCCUACCGUCGCCUCUGGGACCUCGGAAGUCUUCCACACUUCUGUCGGUACAAAGCUGUAACUCUGUGUCCUCAGAGCCGCGACAGAGGACUCGUAACCACUCUGGUGGCUCUCCCAGACCUCGACACACCAAGAAGAUCCACUUCAUCAAAAACAUGAAACAGUACGACACGAGAGGCAGCAGGAUCGUGCUUAUCUGUGCGAAGAGAUCUCUGUGUGCUGCCUUCUCUGUUCUGCCCUACGGAGAGAGCUUCUACCUCAGUGACCCGACAUUAAACCACCCCAGGAGGAGACACUCCUCCGGGAACAUCUCCACCACUCUGGAGAUGCUGCCGGGGCUGGAGGGCUUCCAGCUGGACACCUACGGCAGGUCGGUGUCCUACGCCCAGUUCCUGUACCCCACCAACGCCCUGGUGAGGCAGAAGCCGGCGUCCUCCUGCGACCUGAUGCUGCAGAUCCCCGUCUCCAGGAGCACCCACAGCAUGCCGGGCAGGAGCUGCCCCCCCAGCCGGCUGAACAGCACCGUGGGACUGGACUUAGGUCUGGAAGAUAUAACAGACUAUGACCCAAACCUCCUCAGUGACCCCCAGUGGCCGUGUGGGAAACACAAGCGCGUGCUGAUCUUCGCCUCCUACAUGACGACGGUAAUAGAGUACGUCAAGCCGUCUGAUCUGAAGAAAGACAUGAACGAGACAUUUAAGGAGAAGUAUCCUCACAUUAAGCUCACCCUCAGCAAGAUACGCAGUCUGAAGAGAGAGAUGAGAGUGGUCGGGGAGGACUGUGGCUUGCAGCCCGUCACCAUCGCCAUGUCGUUCGUCUACUUUGAGAAGCUGGUGCUGCAGGGUCGACUCAACAAACAGAACAGGAAGUUGGUGUCAGCUGCCUGCAUCCUACUGGCUGCUAAGAUCAGCAGUGACCUCAAGAAACAGGAGGUCAAACACCUCAUUGAUAAGCUGGAGGAGCGUUUCAGGAUCAGCAGGCGGGAGCUCAUAUCGUUCGAGUUCACCAUCCUGGUCGCCCUGGAGAUGGCGCUCUACCUCCCCGAGAGCAAAGUCAUGCCGCAUUACAGGAAGCUGGUGCAGCAGGCGUAGCACAGACACACUGACUGUGGUGGACGGGUCUUCAUCAGGCCUGGCUCAGAGGAACUAAGACAAUUGGGUUCAACCCCGCCCCCCUGCUCACAAUGCCGACACCAAAGCUCCUCUACACUGUAAUGGGAGGACGACAGCACGGUAACACAGAGAGUAACGACGCUUUCUCUCCUCCCUAAAAGACUAGAGUGACGACACUUUGUGCUCCACGGUUCAGAAGACGGGGUCAUUGAAGGUCAAAUUCAUCACAAAUUCACGGCUCCGUUAUGAUUUUUAUUUGAUUUGUUUUACCUAAGGUUUGUCCUUCUAGCUUCAGAGUUUUAGUAAUGGAGACGUUGCUCUCUAAGGGUUGCUGGUUCAAACUUGUCUGACACAUUUAGUUAGUUUUAGUUAAAUCUGAUUUAUUGUACAGCAUUUGCAAAGCUGUGUUUGGCAGCUUUGAGUCAUCCUUUGUUAAAUCUCUGAAGUUAUAUGCAGCUUUUAAAUGAUUCAGAAUUUUUAGUCAGUGAGGAAAUUUGCUCUAAGACUUAAGACUUAAGGACAUUUUCAACCUCACACCCGAUCAAUUUGCUGCCAAAGAUUUUCCAGAAUUAAAUAUCUCAAAUGUUUCGUAACACAAUUUCCUCAAAACUUCUUGCAUUUUGCCCUCUAAUUUAGAUGUGUGAAGUUUGGAUUUGACUUCCUCUGAAGCGCUGUGGCCCGAAGCUAGUGAGACUGUGUUAAUGAAGAAUGUCUUGAUAUGAUUUCCUUUUUCCAGUUAAAUGUGCUGUCAGUCAUUUAACACACAUGAUUAAGCACUUGACAAUCGUUUCACUGCAUAAGAAAAUAUAUAUAUAUAUAUACUGCUGAGUUAUUUCAGCAACGGUAGCGAAAAUAUUGCCGACAUCCUCGUAUUUUUUACAAUCGGUAAAAGCAGAUCAAUUCAGGCCAGGUGACACCAGUUUCCGAUCCUUCCUUUCAUAUCUCGUCUUCUUGCUGGAGUAGGAUGUCGUGUGGACUGUCAUCAAUGACUCUCUCUCUGAACAUGCUCCUGAUUUAGCACCAUGACUCUACCCUCUCUAUCGGUCCCUCAUUCACUGCCCUGAUCAUACUACAGAGGAAAUUAAAUCAUCAAUCAAGUCACAAUAAUCCUGAGCAAACACGUCGAUAUUGAUAUUACGACAGUAUGGUAGGUGCUUCAAAAACCUGUUACAUAAGGAACAUCUUGAUAAAUAAUCAUCACUGUUGUGAAAACAAUGACUAAAUGGGUAAAAUAAGUAGCUAGAACAGUCUAGAGGAAGACAUCACUAUACUGUAAUGCAGCCUUUAAAAUCAGGAACACACACUCAGAAAUUAAAGAUGAUUUUUAGUCUCUGAUCAGUAUAAUAUUGAUAUGUUGCCGAGCUCUUAUACUUUAUUUUAGGAAAGAUUCACGUCAACCGCUUUACUUUAAGACACAUUGAGAAGUGCCUUGCCUCAGGGCACCGGUCUGUAUGAGGCAUCCUGGAAAACAGUAAAUCUGUUCUUGUUUUCUACUUUGAGAUCGCAUAAACACUGUGUCCUAUUGCAAGAGUGCAUGUUAAUGAUGGUAUGCAUUUCAAGUCUGUGCUAAAGUCUUCUUCAGAUGCAACCUCACGUCCUAAAUAGGUGGAAAUAUUAUCACUUAUGUAUUGUCUAUUUUCUUGAACGCAUCUCGGCUGAUGUCACGCAGCAGCAGAUCUAAUACAUGAUAUUAGCCUUAAUUGACUGAUUGACACUGAAACAGAAACUGCUUCUUCAGGUGGACGGAGAGGGAAUACUCUGGUUCAUCAGAGGGAACUCACUAUAGACUGUCUGCACUGUGAAGCAACACCAACCAAAAAGACCAUUCUUUACAUAAAAAUACUUUUCACUCGAACAUUAUUCAAUCUUUUUUUUACUGUAUCAUAAAGGGACACACAUUCAACCUAACAGAGACCUCUAACAGGAUGAGUGUGCCUGUGAUUUCUCCGUAUUGCAGAGAUAAAGAUCCACAGAGUGUAUAUUUUCUUCUAAAACAAUUUUUGAGGAGAGGCGACAGUACAAACACUCUGUAGGGCUUCUGUUGUUUUUGCACUUUGCCUCGUUGCUUCACAAUCCUGAGUCUUUAUUUUAUGACUUAUAAGUAACUGGCUAAUAAUAAUAUUUUUCUACAAUAAAUGUGUGAAGUAUGUUGUUUAUUUAAAGACUGACCGAGUCACUGAAGCUAAGAUGAAUUAAAAAUAUCCUUCUCUCACAUCUUCCACUCGUGUGUUAAAGCGUGUGUUGUGUUUUGGAGUCUGGGUUCAUCUGCACAGCAGUGUUGGAGCAGGAGAGCUUAAUGGGGUUAAGUAUAAAAUGCACAAGUUUUGUAGCGUAUUUGCUAAAUCAAUUUUAAAGACAGGUUUUACUUUCAGUUUUCUCUCCUGCUUUGAAGUGAAGAAGAACCCAUGCUUUCCGAUUUAAAUUGAGAGCAGAGUCGCAGAUAUAAACUGUUUUGUCUUUGAAAGGAAAAGCACAUUUUGGCAAUAAGCACAGAGCUUCCUUUUAAUAAAUGUGAUGCAAUACGAAAGGCAUUUUAAAAGAAGCACUAUGGAUAAAUAUAAAGCUCUGCUUGAGAGUAGAAUUGGCACAGAAUCUCCCAGAGUCGUCUUCUCUACAUUAGAGAUUUGUAAUUUUGAGUCUAUGCAGCUUUUGUACUGUCAGCUGACCUUCAUCCUCCUCCUCAUCCUCCUUUGUGUUUACCUGUAACGUGCCACGUCAAUCAUUCAAGCUCUUUAUUUAAACCUCACAUGUUGUGUUUGUUAUCGAGUCAUUGUUUUUAUCUUUUACUUUGAGCACUGUGAGUUUGUAAAAGGGAGAUAUUAAUGUUUGUCUUCCAUUUCUAAUUAUUGGUUGUUCGUUUUUUUUACAUUUUUUUAUUGUUUUUUUAACGGACAAUAAAAGGGAAUAUUAUUUAUGCUGUUUUGGGUUUAGCUGUUGAUGUCUUGUGUUGUGAAAUAAAUGAAAACAACAAAGAUUACAGAAGACGAUAGUUAAUAUAUUUGUGUUUGCUGUGUCUUGUACCGGCUAUAUUGUCCCAGCUGUUUAUAGUGUUACACAACAUGACAACACUGACCUGGAGGAGACGAGUGGAGGAAAAUAUUUAUUCUAACAUUUUGUAAAAGAUGAAGACCAUAUACUGUUUAAACUGCCAAUUCAUGUCCAGUUUAUUUUCAAUAAAUAUGUAAAGAACUG
Eleginops maclovinus (Patagonian blennie) is the source of this 5891-nucleotide messenger RNA. It is a transcript of the gene cables2b, whose product is annotated as Cdk5 and Abl enzyme substrate 2b. The transcript has 10 exons. Bases 1113 to 2678 code for a protein of 521 amino acids. Gene Ontology annotation, biological process: regulation of cell cycle. Lineage: Eukaryota; Metazoa; Chordata; Actinopteri; Perciformes; Eleginopidae. The record is from RefSeq and is a predicted model, not a curated record.